Messenger RNA from Caenorhabditis angaria, 12279 nucleotides. The record is from the annotation of a GenBank genome assembly. Lineage: Eukaryota; Metazoa; Nematoda; Chromadorea; Rhabditida; Rhabditidae.
AUGGUUUUUGAAUCGUUGGUGGCUGAUCUUCUCAAUAGAUUUUUAGGAGAUUUUGUUGACAAUUUGGAUUCGUCUCAAUUGAACAUCGGAAUUUGGGGAGGUUAGAUAAAUUUCAAAAAUUUAGCGAAAUUUAUAAGAAUCCAAAAAGUUUAGGUGAUGUAAAGUUGGACAAUCUUCAAGUCAAAGAAACAGCUCUCGAUGACUUCGAUCUUCCAAUCAAACUAAAAUACGGUUAUCUUUCUUCACUGGUACUCAAAAUUCCAUGGAAAAAUUUAUACAACGAACCUGUGAUUGCAACAAUCGAUGGAUUGAAUCUUAUUGUUGUUCCAAAUAAGGGAGUCGUUUAUAAUGAAGAAAAAGCGAUGAAGAAUUUGCAAGAAAUAAAACAGAAAACACUUGCUCGACUUGAAGAAGCGAGAAAGGAGCGAAGAAAGCCAAAAGAUCCACAAGCUGAUACUUUUGCUGAGAAAAUGGUUACACAAAUCAUCAAAAACUUACAGGUAAAAAAUACAAAGAAAAUUGGUCGGGUUCCAUUUUAGAAAUAAUAUAUACCCAUAGUUACUCAUGUAGUGAGUCGCAAUACGGUUAGGUGCCACGUUUUUAGAAAUGAUACAUUUGUAAUUUCUAUAUUUUGAAAAUUACUAGACCGACACGCAAAGAAUGGUAUUCGACCUAUUUAUUUUUUUCUAAUUUCUCACGUUUUCAUUUCUCUUUCAAAUUGUUUCAUUUCAUUUUUAGGUGUCUGUUUCAAAUAUUCAUGUUCGCUUCGAAGAUAAAUAUACGAAUCGUCAUCGUCCAUUUGCAAUGGGAAUUACUUUGGAAAAAUUGUAUUUCAAAACAACCGAUGAACAUUGGAAAGAAACAAUUCAUAAGGAUGUUGUCAAAAUUAUCUACAAAUUAGUUUCGCUUCAAAAUCUCGCAGUUUAUUGGAAUUCUGGAACAGAAUUCAUUUCAGAUUAUACUGAUAAAGAAAAGAUUCGAAAGAAGUUACAAGAAACUAUUCAUAAUGGAAAGAAUCGUCCAAUUGGAUAUAAAUAUAGUUAGUUUUUUUUGUUAAUAUUUUAAUUUGAAUUAUCUAAAGAAAAAUUCUAUUUGCAGUUCUUGAACCAAUUCAAAUGGAAGCCAAAUUAAAAUUGAAUCAGAAACCUGAAACUGAUGGAAGUAAUUGGACAAUUCCAAAAAUCGAUCUUGGUGUUGAUAUGCAAGCUCUUGCUCUUGCAAUUGGAAAAUUCCAGUAUCAAGAUAUUCUUUUAUUCCUUGAAGCACAAGAAAGAUUCAAUGCUGCAAGUCAAUAUUUGAAAUAUCGCCCAAAUUUGAAUGAAUAUCACGGACAUUACAAAACAUGGUGGAAAUUUGCAUAUAAUUCGAUUUUGGAGGAAAAAGUUAGAAGAAGACGACACAAUUGGUCUUGGGAAAGAAUGAGAAAACAUCGUGCAUUAGUCAAGAAAUAUCAAACAGCUUGGGUUAAACAUCAAACUGAAGCAAGUCCAGGAGCUGAAGUUGAUAAAAUUAUUAAAGAAGCGGAGAAAACUUUGGAUAUUUUCAAUGUCAAUGUUGCAAGACAACAAGCUGAAUUAGAUAUUGAUAGACAAGGUUUGACAAGACAAGAAGAUAAACCACAAGGAUGGGUUGCUUGGGGUAAAAGUUGGUUUGGUGGUGGUGGAAAUGGGCAACCACAACAUGAAGGUGGAAAGAAAAAAGAUGGAAAAGAUAUUGGAUCUCAAUUCCAAGCAGCUAUGACUCAAGAAGAAAAAGCCAAAUUAUUUGAGGCUAUUGAUUAUCAGGUAAUUAAAUAUAAUUAUUUAUUUUAAAUUCCUUGCAUUUUUUUUUGAGAAAAUCAGAUAAUCCAGGAUAUUCUAUUUCGUGAAAAAAAAAUCGUGUUAUUGAAAAAGUAUUGAAUUUACAGGAAAAUAUUCCACCUACAAAUUAUCCAAAAGAAUUUGUUGAAAAUAAGUUUGAAUUCAAAUUGGGACAAGUUGCAAUUGUUGUUGAUGGCGCUGUUUCAAUGCAACUUCUUCAAAUCAAAGCAAAUGUUGAACAAAGACCAAGUGCUUCAGCUAUGCAGUAUGUUUUUUUCUGAACUUUUCUUGUGUUUUAAUAAUUCAAUUUUGUAGUGUCGAAUCAUCAAUUCAACAACUUCGUAUGGAUGGUUGUGGAACAGAAGUAAUUCGUGUUCGAGAUCCUUCAAUUCCAUGGAUGUCAUUCCUUCUUGAUACAAAUCCAUUGAAAGGAGAUUAUGAUCAAUUGGUUAAAUUGGCAAUUGCUCCAAUUAAUGUUAAGUAUCAAGCACCAGCAAUUAAUAAUGCAAUUGAUGUAUUCAAACCACCAGAAUCAGUUCGUCUCAAUCAAUUAACAGCUUUGGCAAUGUCUAGAUAUGAGGAAGUUAAAACAAGAUCUGUUACUGGAUUGGCACAUGCUGUUGAACAUCGAUCAAAACUUGUUUUAGAUGUUCAAAUUCAACCAGCUCGUGUAUAUAUUUCUGAAGGAGGAACAUAUAAUUCAGAAAAACCAACAUUAUUGGCUGAUAUGGGAUUAUUAUCUGUUGUAACAAUUGAUACAUCAACUGUAAAUACAGAAGGAAAAGAUAAAUUGGGUGCUUUAAUGGAAAAAGCAUAUGAUAGAUUCCAUGUUAAAUUGAGUAAUGUUGUAAUUGCAUUUGCUGAUAAUGUUGAACAAGCUGAAAAAUGUGUUUUCGAAAAAGAAUCGCCACUGCAUGUUUUGAAGCCAACUGGAUUGGAUAUUCAAAUUCAUAAGAGUUCGAUUGAUGAUUUGAGAUUGGCAAAAAUGCGUGUACUUGGAGAUCUUCCUGAUAUUGUUAUUGGAAUUUCUGAUACUCGUUUAAUUGGAUUAAUGAAAUUAGGUUUAUCAAUUCCAACUCCAAAACCAGAUGAAAAAACAGAAGCUGAAAAAGAAUUGGAAGUUGUUCCAAUAGCAAAAGUAAAAGAUCGUGCAAAAAUGAGAACAAUUAUGGAAGCAGAAGAAAUGGAAGAAGAUGUUACGCAAAAAGAAGAAGAAAAUAAAGAUAAAAAGAAAACAAGUGAACAACAAGUUCAAAUUGAACUCGAUUUAAGAUUGAAUCAAAUUGGAGUUAUUGUUUAUCGAAAUGAUAAUACUUUCUGUGAUGUUUCGAUUUUGAAAAUGGCUUGCAAAUUACAAAUGAGAACUUUUGAUAUGGUUGUAACUGCUGAGGUUUGUUUUUUUAUCUACUAUCUACUAUCUACUAUAAUAUACUAAUUGGGAAAAUUUUUUUGGCAAUAGUAUGUCCGGGUCCCGUUCUCAAAACUGUGCGCAUAAAAAUUGAUGAUCAAAAAAAGAAAAAGUUUCUAAAUGUUGGCAGCUCGAUGCGCAUCCUAUUCAUUCUUUCUCAAAAUGUAUGUGGGUGCGCGGAGAAUCAAAAGUUUGAAAACUCCAAUGUAUUUUUCGAUUUUAAAAUGUGUCGCUCGACUUUUCUCAAUUUCCAGAAGACCAUUUUUGAUGGGACCUUCACCAUUCUAUCCCAAAUUCUUUCCCAUCGAGGCGCUAAUAUUCGAUUUUUCAAAAAGUGCGCGAGUUUUCACGUGAAAAAUCAAAACUUUUUUCAUGUAAAAAAGAAUGAUCACGUUUUUAUUCCAAAAAAAUUAAAGGACACGUUUCUUAUCUGAUCUUUCUGUUUUCUGAAAAAAGCGAACAAUUUCUGGGCAUUUCUCAAUGUUUCUCUUUACCCAACCGGAAAAAAUCAAAAGUAAGUCAAACUACUGUAGAUGGCGUUAGCCAGCGAAGCCCUUCUAGUUUAAUAUAUUUCCGAAUAAUUAAAUUAAUUCCAGCUUGGUUCAAUUCGUGUUUCAAUGCCUGAAUUCAAUUCUCUUGAUCCCCGAAGACAACAUUUAUAUAUUAUUGACAAUGAUGAACAAGAAGGAGCUUUGAUGGCAUUGAAGUUUGUUCAAGCAAAUCCUGAAUCACCAUUUUUCGCAACCGAAUAUGCAUUAACUGAACAAGCUAUCGAUUUCAAUUUCACAAAAUUGAAUGUUUCUUUGCACCAAGAAGGAGUUUUGGAAUUGAAACAAUUUGGAGAAGAUUUGCAAUCACAAUUAAAUGAAUUGCAAAAAGAUGUACCAAAAGAAGAAAAAGUUGAAGAAACUGCAAGGAAAUUGAGCAAAAAAUUAAGUGAAAGUGUUUUAUCCGUUGCUUCAUUGGCAAAAUCGACUGAAAAACGAGUAAGAAAGAAGACAGUUUCGAAAUUGGAAGCAGAAAAGGAAAUCGAUACAUCAAGAAAUAUCAAACAACGAAUUAAGGCAAAGUUUGGAAGUUUAGGAUUGUUGAUUGGAACACAAAAACAAUUAGAAACAAGAUUGGCUAUUGAACAUGUAAGAAUAUUUAUUUAUUCAUUUAUUUAUCAUUGAAAAAUAUUUGAUAUUUUUUUACAGAUUAAUGCAAAUGUAAAAAUGACUGAAAAAGCAAUGGAAGUUGUUGCCACACUUCAAGCAAUUUCUAUGGAAGAUUGCACUCCAAAUGCUAUUUACAGGUAAAAUAAUUAAUCUUGGCAUUCUGAUUUAAAACCAAAUCUUUAUAGAAAACUUCUUUCUGUAACUGGAAAUGAAGAUAUGCUUCGAUUCGAUUUUGUUCAACAUCAAAGAACUGAUGAACAAAGAAAAUUGAUGAAGACUUCUGAUGUUGAUAUGGUUGUUAAAAUGAAAUUGGCUCAAAUGAGAUUCGUAUUUCUUAAUUUGUGGUUGGCUCGUUUAAUGGCAUGGAUUGCUCCAUUCCAAAAUGAAGCUGUUCGAGCAGCACAAGUUGCACAAGCAGCAGCUGCUGAAAAAGCCGCCGAAGCUGCACAAAAUGUUAAACAAAUAAUGGAACAAUCACCGCCAAGAAUUCAAUUAGAUGUUCUUCUCGAAGCUCCAUUCAUUGUUGUUCCAAGAUUAUCAACAAGUCGAGAUGUUAUUGUUUUGCAUUUGGGUAAAUUAGCUGUGAAAAAUGAUAUUAAGGGAGAUGCUAAACAUCCAAAAGCUGUUCUUGAUCGAAUGGAUAUUAAAAUGACUGAUAUCACUUUUGGAAUGUAAGUUUUUUUGAAAGUGUUUCUGUGAAUAUUGUUUUGUUUUCAGCGGUGUUAUGAAUGAAGAUGUUUCUGUUGUUGCUUCGACAUGUUUGAUUCUCAAACCAUUAUCAUUUUCAUUAGCUCUUCAAAGAAAUUUAACAUUUUCGAUUGCGAAAGAUAUUCCUGAAAUAGUUGUCGAUGCUCAUUUGAACUCAAUUGAAGCUGAAAUGUCAGAUGCUGAUUAUAAAACAAUAAUGCAAACACUUUCUGGUAAUUUGGCUGAAGGACAGGAUUUGGCAGUUACACCGCCGCCUCCUCCACCAUCUCAACCAUCGGAAUCAGCAACAUCAACACAAACAAAUAAAGAUAAAGAAAAAGUUGGAAAAGAUCGAGAAGCGAAUGCUGGUCCACCUGUUAUUGAAAAACCACAUACAAGAAUUGUUUUCCAAUUUGUUCUUGAUAAAAUUGCUGCAGUUUUAUAUGAAGGAGAAUCAGAAAAUGGUGUUAGAAAUGAGAAUCAUGCGUUUGCUGCACUUCGAUUGAAUAAUGUUAAAAUGUCUGGAAAAAUAGCCGAAGAUAAUGCAAUUGUAUUUGCAAUGUCAUUAGAUGCAUUUACAAUGGAUGAUGAAAGAAAAGGAAAAACUAAAAUUUCGAAAUUGAUGGACAAAAAAGGAUCAAAAGAUGAACGAUUUUUGGAUAUGAAUUUCAAUCAAGAUGCUGAAGCUAAUAAACAAAUCCGACUCAAAAUGACAGCUUUCUUCAUUUGUUUAUGUCCAGAAUUUCUUGGAUGUCUUACAAGAUUCUUUGCAGUUCCACCAUCUGAAGAACAAUUGGAAAAAGAAGCAAUUUCUGCUCCAGGUAAACUUUUGAUUUUUUUAAAUUAUGUUUCAGUAAUAAUUUAUUUACAGCUUCAAAAUCGACAGCUACAAAAUCGGAUACUCCGGCUGGUCCUCCGGCUCCAGCUGGAACAAUUGCAAUUGAUUGUGAUAUGCAUGGAGUUGAAGUUAUUCUUGUUGAAGAUUCAAUGCAUCCAGAAUCUACUCAAGCACUUAUUUUAUCUUUCAAUGUUACUGCUGCUUCUCAUCCAAAUGAACAAACAAAAGAUACAAAAAUGAAUUUGGCUAUCGAAAAUCUUGCAAUUUUCAGUUCAUUUUAUGAAUUGAAAAGAAGAAAUGAAGUCACUUAUGAAGUAUUAUCACCAGUUACAAUUCAAGCAAUCGUAAAUAUGAAUACGGAAAAAAAGACAACUGAUGCUAUUUUGAAAAUGGGUGCAAUGGAUGUUAAAAUGUCACCAUCAAUUAUUCGAUUAUUAUCUGCUGUUUCAGCUGAAUUUGCGAAGAGCAGUGCUGUUGAAUCAGAAUCAAAAUCACUCAAAAUUUUGAAAUUGAAAAAAUGGCCAAAUUAUUUCGAUGCAAAACCAAUUGAUCAUAGAAAAUACUGGUUUUUCUCAGCUCCAGUUGCACAAGAAGCAAUUGAAGAAGAAGAAGAAGGAAAUCAUGAGGAAAAUAAAAGUAUUUCGAAAUUAAAUGAAUCAAUGAUUGGAAAAGAAACAGCAAAAGUUGAUUUUGAACGAUUUACAUUCACUUUGGAAGCUGGAACUGGUGCUAUUCCAGUUCCUCUUAUUUUUAUGGAUAUGUUAAUCAAUGCAGAAGCACAUGAUUGGUCAUCUGCAAUGAGAGUUUCUUCAGAUGUUUCAUUACAAAUGUCAUAUUAUAAUGAAGCUGUUAGUGUUUGGGAACCAAUUAUUGAACCAGUUGAAAAUGAUAAUGGCGAAUUUGAAAGAUGGAAAUUAUCAAUGACAAUGAAAUCAAGAAAUAAACAAGAUUCGAAUGAUAAUUCUCCAUUAACUGAAGUAAAAAUUGAAGCUGAUAAAAUGCUGAAUGUAACUGUUACUAAAUCUCUUCUCACUCUUCUCAAUAAAUUAACUGAAGUAUUUGCAUCAGCUGCCAAGAAAAUCACACCAACUCAAACAAGACAUUUACCUGGAAUAUCACCAUUUGUUGUAUUGAAUGAAUCUGGAAUUGCUGUCAAAGUAUUAGAUACAGAAUCAGUGAAAGUUAGUGAGAAUGGAGAAUCAGUUGAUGCAACACAUGGAGCAUUUGUUGAUGUUUAUUUGAAAAAUGAUUCGAUUAAAAAUAAUGAGGUAUUUUGAAAAAUGUCGAUAUUAUUUUAAUUGAAAUUCAUUUUAAUUUUCAGAAUCAACGACUUGCAAUUGAACAAGAAGAAGUCACUGGUGAAUUGAAAUUCGAACUUGCUGGAACUGUUCGUGAAACAAAAAUUGGAAGAGCUGAAAAACGAAUAAUUCAUUUGCCAAAAGUUAGUGACGGAGGUCAUAAAUGGUUAUUGGUUGCUGAAACAACAAUUGAAAAUAAUCGUCGACUUGUUACUCUUAAUUCUCAUGUCAAAGUUACGAAUCAUUUGUCAUAUCCAGUUGAACUAUUUUCGAAACGCGAUACAACUCUUGAUCUUUUUGGAACAUGUGAACCAAAUGAGACAAUUCCAUUAGCUGUUCCAUUAUUGUUUUCACCAUCUGGUGAUAUUUUCUUGAAACCGGUCGAAGAUCAGUAAGUUAACUGUAGACAACAAUCUUUCAAAAAAAAACAACAAAUUUUUAGAUAUGAGGUAUCAUCUGAAUCACUUUGUUGGCAUGGUUUUGAACACAAUAAAAGACAAGCUGUUAGAUGUGAAACAGAUUCAAAUGAUGGAACAUUCAAAGGAAUUUAUAUUGAUAGUGUUGUUCAUGAAGAAAAAGUUCAAGACGGAGCUGAUAAUUUCACAAGUAUUUAUCAUGUUCAUUUAUAUCCACCACUCGAAUUCCAUAAUAUUCUACCAAUGAAUAUUCAAUUAAUUACACCAGAAGAAAAGAUUUUGGAAGCUGGAACUUCAACUUUAAUGAAUGUUGUUGCCGGAAGUCCGGUUAAAUUAUCAGUUGAACAUCUUGGAGAAAAAUUCAUUCUUGAUAUGCCAAUUCCAGAUGAGAAAAAAGAUUUGGAAGUUGUUGCAUUGAAUACUGAAACUGGUUCUGAUGAAUUGGUUUGUUUAUUUUUCAAUGAAAAUAUAAUAAAUGUUGUAUGUUUCCAGCUUCUUGGACUUCAUUGGACAAGUGAAUAUGGAACUCAAAAAGUAUAUCUUUAUGCUCCAUUCUGGCUUGUAAAUAAUACAUCGAAAAUUUUGAGACAUGUGGUGAGUAUUUCAAAAAUGUUAUUUUGUGCUUGUGGGAAUCUAUUUUCGGGUUGCUUGGGUUAAAAAGGAAUACCAAGAUGAUUGUUUUUUGUUGAGUCUUUCUCAAUUUUUCUUGAUAUCCCUUUUUAAAAUUAAUAACAACUUCUUUCAUUUGUUUCCACCCUUCUGGUGUUUUCAAUUUAUAUUGUUAUGAAAAUAUUCCUUGAACAACUUUACUUUUUUCCCAAAAUAGGAAAGCAGCGGAAAUAUGUUGACGAACACAGCGCGCGGUUGUGUUCCUUGUGGAAAGAAGUCUGUCGUCUCAUCGGAAGAGGUGCGUAAUUAAUUCAAACUUCGGCUAAUAUUCUUUAUCUUUUUUGAUUAUUUUCCAUUCUUCUUUGCUACCAAAAUUAGCAUGACAAAAUAUGGUAAUGUUUAAACAAUUUAGUUAUAUUUAUAUUUAGAAUGAUGCCGCUGUUCUCCAUCGAAUCGAUGAUAAUCCUAUUAUUUUACCAUUCCCAGCAACUGAUUUGGCAAAGAAGAAAAAGGUUUGUUCUCGAUGUUUUUUUCAAAUCUGAAAUGAACUGUUUUUUAGGCUCGUGUCAAGGUUGAAGAUGAAUCUGAUUGGUCAGAAGAAUUCCCAUUGGAUACAGUUGGAAAUGCUGCAAGAAUCACCUGUAAAGGAGCCAAAAAUGAUUUUGAUGUGAGUUGGAAGAAGUUUUUGGAAAAAUUAUGAAAUUUAUCCAGGGAGCCUAAAGAAUUGAAACAUUUUUGAAUUUCUGUUUUCUUCGAAAUAACUUUUUAAUUGUCAACGUGAAGUUCACGUUAAAAUACGAUGGUUUAAAUAUUAUUUUAUUUAGUGAAUUUAUUUUCUGACUUUUUCAAUCGAGCAAUCCAUAUUUUUUGAGAAAAAAUCCAACUUUUCGAUAUUUUUAAAUUAAGUGUUUUUAAUGAUCUUAGAAAUAGGAACUGGCUCGAAAUCUAGGAAAAUUACUGUUCUGAUAAUAAUUUGUUUUUCCAGUUGACCGUUGAUAUCAAAUUGUGUCAAUCUGGAUUAACAAAAAUUGUAACAUUCCAACCAUUUUAUUUGGUAUCAAAUCUCGGAAAAUAUCCAAUGGAAAUUCGUGAAGAUGGUCAAACUGAAUGGAUUGAUGUUCCAAGUGAAACUGUAAGUAUUUCAUUUUUGUUAUCCUCAUAAAAUUUAUUAUUUCUUCAGUGUGUUGGAGUUUGGCCAGUUGAAAGAAAAAAGAGAAAGUUGAUGUGUGUUCGUUAUAAAGAAGAAAAAGAUGAAUCCUUGAUUUUCCCGAUCACUGAAAAUUUCGAAACUCUUUGUCAUAUGGAUGGAGAUAAUAUUGGAGUUGAAGUAUCGGUUUCAACUGGUGAAUCAUCUGUUGCAAUUCAUUUAACACCAUUUACACCUGGAAUGUGUCCUGUUCAAGUUAUGAAUAAUUUACAGGUUUGUUUGAAACAUUUUGAAGAACAAAUUGAGAAGAAUUAUUUAGAUUCCUGUUACAUUUGGACAAAAAGGUCACAAGAAAACAACAUUGAAACCAAAUGAAUUUGCUCAUUUCACAUGGUCAAGUGUAAUUGAAGAUAAAUUAUUCGAAGUUGAUGUUGGAGAUUGGCAUCAUACGGAUAAAUUGGAUCAAAAUCAUUAUGGAGAUCUUCAAGCUGACAAAAAUGUUCGAAGAUUCAAUUAUUAUUCGAAUUUCUUGAUUGGUCGACAAAGAGUUAUUCUUUUCACACCAGAUGUUGAUAUUGCUAAAAAUGCAUUUGGUUCAUGGGAAACUGAUAGUGUUGAUAUGCAAGCUGAAAUCAGUUUACAAGGUUUUGGAUUAUCAGUUGUUGAUAAUAUUGUUGGAAGAGAAACCAUUUAUAUGGCAAUUUCAAGUUCUGAUAUUUUAUGGGAAGAAGAAGUCAAAAAAGGAAGAUUUAAACCAUUGGCUGUGAAAUAUAUGCAAGCACUUGAAGAAAAAUAUCAAAGUUCGAAUGGAACACCAGCAGAUACAUAUGAGGUAUUAUAUUUUGAAAAACGAAAACGGCUUUCAUUAAUACUUGACAAAUUUAGGCACUCGAUUCUUAUGAAGUUAAUAUAAAUCGAAUGAUUUUGAAAAAGAAAAAAGGAAAAGAAGUUAAACUUCGAAGAAUUUUCGAGCAAGGAUUAUGGGCAAGUUACGGUAAAAGUGCACAAAGAACAAGACUUCAUGCAAAGAUAAAUCAUAUUCAAAUUGAUAAUCAGGUAAAUUAGUAACGAUUUUAUUUGUGGAAAUAUAUAUUCACAAUAAUUUCCAGCUCGAUGCAUGUGUAUUUUCUCGUGUUUUGUCAGUUGUUCCACCACCAAAAAGUGUUAUUGUCGAUAAUAGUAAGUUUUUCAAUUUGUAAAUGUCAAAAUAAUCUAUGAAUUAUUUCAGCACCAAAACCGUUCAUUGAAUUAUCUUUGCUUCAAAGACAACCAGAAUUCUCUUCGAUUGUUGAAAUUGAAUAUUCUCAUGUUUUAAUUCAAGAGUUCUCAGUUCAAGUUGAUCAAGGAUUGAUUAAUGCAUUGUUAUUGUUGAUUUCUGGAGAAGUUGCUAGAAAACCAUAUGGUGUAAGUUUUUCUUCUGAUUUUUUGAAUUUUUUUUUUUUAAAUAAUAAUUGAUUCUCAGAAAGAAAUGUUCGAUGAAGAUUUGAAAGUAUGCCAUGUUCCACUUUCUGAAACAGCUCGACAAUACAAAUCAUCUCGACCAAAAAGUUUUUACAAUGAUUUGCAUAUUUCGCCAAUUAUGAUGCAUUUAUCAUUUUCGCAAGGUGGAACAUCAGGAGAUGCAGCUUCAAGUGGUGCUUCAAUGCCAAUUCAAUCUGAAAUGAUCAAUGUUUUAUUGAGAUCUGUUGGAGUUACAUUAACUGAAUUACAAGAUGUUGUAUUCAAAUUGGCUUAUUUCGAAAGAAAAUGUGUAUUUUAUAGUCCGGAUCAAUUAAAUGCUGAAAUCAUUUCACAUUAUGCAAAACAAUUUAUCAAACAAUUAUAUGUUCUUGUUCUUGGUUUAGAUAUUAUUGGAAAUCCAUUUGGACUUGUUCGAGAUUUGUCUGCUGGAGUUGAAGAUUUAUUCUAUCAACCAUUCCAAGGAGCAAUUCAAGGACCAGAAGAAUUUGCAGCUGGUGUUGCACUUGGUGUUCAAUCAAUGUUUGGACAUGCAGUUGGUGGAGCUGCUGGAGCUGUUGGAAGAAUUACUGGAACUGUUGGAAAAGGUGUUGCUGCAUUAACAUUUGAUGAUGAUUAUAUGAAGAAAAGACAAGAAGAUUUGAAUCGAAAACCACAAACAUUUAGUGAAGGAAUGGCAAGAGGAUUCAAAGGGCUUGGAAUGGGUGUUGUUGGUGGAAUUACGGGUGUUGUAACAAAACCAAUUGAAGGAGCAAGACAAGAAGGAGGAAUUGGAUUUGUAAAAGGAGUUGGAAAGGGUCUUAUUGGUGUUGUAACAAGACCAGUCUCUGGUGUUGUUGAUUUUGCAUCUGGAACAUUGAAUUCAGUAAGAGCUGUUGCUGGAACAAAUAGAGAAGCUGGACCAUUAAGACCACCAAGAGUUUUAAGAGCUGAUAAAAUUGUCAAACCAUAUUCAAGUAAUGAUGCAUAUGGAUUCAAAGUUUUCAAGGUAAUCGAAAGCUGAAUAAAUUCCUUACUUAAUUCAACUUUUAGGACACGGAUCGAGGUGAAAUUGCAGAAACUGAUGAAUUCGUUACUUUUGCUUCGAUAAACGAUAAAAUAGUAUUAUUAGUAACUGAUCGCCGAUUGAUUUUGAGUAAAAGAACUGAUGUGAUGGGUGUUUGGAGUACUGAUUGGAGCACCGAAUAUUUGAAAAUCAAAGAACCUGAAUUUAUCAAUAACGGUGUCAAAAUUCUACUAAAAGUAUGUUUUUAUCUUCUUUUUUGAAUUCAAAACUUAUAUUUUUUUUAGGAGAAAAAGAAAGGUUUCCUUGGAAUCGGAUCAAGUGAGGGUAAAAUUAUAACGUUCCAAAAUGCUGAGGUAAUUUUUGAGUUUUUUAUGCCAGAAUAAAAUUCAAAAUCAUUUUUUUCAGAAAGUUCAUCAAAAAUUGCUUGCCGCCUAUAAAAAAGCUACUCUUGUCUAA